This is a messenger RNA of Osmerus eperlanus (European smelt), 3380 nucleotides long. It is a transcript of the gene tmem200a, whose product is annotated as transmembrane protein 200A. NCBI's taxonomy places the organism in Eukaryota, Metazoa, Chordata, Actinopteri, Osmeriformes, Osmeridae. The record is from RefSeq and is a predicted model, not a curated record. The transcript is spliced from 3 exons. The coding region runs from base 1046 to 2644 and encodes 532 amino acids.
CUGAUUGAGCAGAAGACCUGGGUUCAGUCCAUGCUGCUUCCACCAGCACCAAACUGGGCAGACAGUGGAAAAGCCAGGACUGCUGUAGAUCCUGCUGUGGUGAACUACCCUAGGAAGCCUUUUUUUGUAACCAGGGAGUAGCUUCAGACUUCUGCACUAGAAUGGGGGUUUGGCUAGUCUAGUGCAUUCAUCGGAAUCUUAUGUCUGUCUUCCUUUGCAAACAUUGGCAGCAUUAAUGAUAAUUCUGUAUUCAGAUGCAACUGCUGUGAGUUCCGUUCUCUCUUUCUCUCUCUCUGUCUCUCGUGCUCAUUGUGCGUCACUCCUUGUGGGGAGUCACGUGGGGAUGGAGUGGUUGCUUGGUCUUCACUUCCCUGUAAUACAUUAAUUUACCAAGCUUAUGGGACGAUAUCUGCCAGCGGCCCGAGCCCCAUGGCCGUUAUCUAUACCGUUUCAAACAGCGAGAGUGAGGGGGUACACGCGAGAUAUUUUUUUCAAGUUUUUUUCAAGAGGAAAACAUAUUGAUUGAGUUAAUCUCGGUAUGAGGAUUACAAACUGAUUGGUAUUUCUUUCCGAUAAGAAGUACUAUUUUUGACAUGAAGUUAAAUGAGCAACGGGGAGAUUCGCCUUCGUAAAAUAAUUCAUUAAACAAACUGUUUCAACGACGUGAAAACAUCAUUUUUCCAUGUUCCACCGUUGACCGGGUAGUUUCUGGCUUCAAUAACUUAAAGUUUUGAAUGUAAAGAAGAAAAAAAAGGAUUCCUCCCGUGUUGUUCUUUGCUUACUGGUUUCCCAAGUUUGCGACCAAUGGUUCUUCUCGGUGGCGCGCGGUUCUGACAUGGAGCGUGAUGACAACCGAGGCUUGGUGGCUUGGAUGAGUAAGCUUAGUCACAUCGGCACGCGAUUGUAACAUCAUGGAAAUACAAACAUGUCCUUGAGCAAUGUCAAUGAGAGGAAUAUGGGCAGUCUUGUAAUUCCUCGCGCGUAAUGGCCAAGUAAGAAGAAGGAAGACGCAGCCUCUUACACAGGGGUGUGUCCAGCUGCAGUGAUGAUAGCCACAGGUGGUGUGAUCACGGGGCUGGCAGCCUUAAAGAGACAGGAUUCCACCCGGUCCCAGUACCACCUCCAGGCCCCGCCCCCUGGCCCUGACGCCGCCCAACAGAGGAAGAGGAAGCGUCGGUCUGAUGUGGUGGUGGUCCGAGGCAAGGUCCGCCUCUACUCUGCCUCCGGGUUCUUUCUGGUUCUGGGGGUUCUGAUUCUGAUGGUAGGCGUGGCUAUGGCGGUGCUUGGCUACUGGCCACACAAACACCCAUUCCUGGAUGGACCCGCCCCUGGCCACACCCCAGAGCUUAAAAUGACGUCCAAUGGGUCAUCUGUGACCUCUGAUGAGCCUGUGGUGACUUCUGACCCCCGUGGAAUUCUAGCUAGGUUUCUGGAGCGCUACUUGCACUCAGAGAGGAUGAGGAUGAUGGGGCCCUUCACCAUGGGCAUCGGAAUCUUCAUCUUCAUCUGUGCCAAUGCCAUCCUGCACGAGAACCGAGACAGGGAGACCAAGGUGAUCCACAUGAGGGACAUGUACUCCACCGUCAUCGACAUCCACAGUCUGCGCCUGCAGGAGCAAAAGCAGAUGAACGGAGCCUACGGGGGCCCCCAGUACACAGGGCCCCUCUACUCUGGCCCCUACGCCUCCUACUCGGACCAGGAGCUCCGGGAGGAGAAGCAGAGCGCCUCCCGCCUGGCCGCCAACACCCUGCUCACCUUCUCAGGCCAGGGGGGCGAGGGCCGGGGGCCAGUGAGGGGUCCGGGGCGCUGCAGGGGGGGGUCCCUGAGAGCCAGCUCCACAGAGGAAGAGGAAGGGUUGCUAGGUGAGGCCAAGGGGGGCUUGCUGUCGCCCCUGUACAGGGAUAGGUCUGGGUCGGUGUUUGGGUUCCAAUCAGAGCAUGGGGCAGGGCGGCAGUGGGAGGAGAGGGGCGGCGCUUUGAAGCGCUGCCAGACACGGUCCAUCGUCUCCUCGUCGAUCAGUGCGUUCACACUGCCAGUCAUCAAGCUCAACAACUGCGUCAUCGACGAGCCGGAAAUGGACAGCAUCACGGAGGACGGCGAGGUGGCGGGGGAGAGGUCACGACCUUCAGUGAUGAUGUCGUCACUGGCGGUUCCGGUUCCGGUCGUGGCAAAGGCCCACAAACCCCCCGGCCUGGCUCUGCUCAGGAGUAACUCCGCCUCCGAGUAUCAUAGCUCCUCCUCCUCACGCAGCUCACUGUCGCCAGGCUCCGCCUCCGGCCACUACCUCUCUCCAGGCGCUGCUCGGAAAGACUUUGGCUCGAACAACUCCCUGCACAUGCUCAGUGCUCACUCCAAGUCCCUGGACCUGGAGCGGGGCGCGGUGUCCCUGAGCGUGGCGUCGGAGCAGAGGAAACAUCCCAGCUGGCCCCGGCUGGACCGCUCCAGCAGCAAGGGCUACAUGAGGCUGGAGGACCGGGAGGAACCAGGGGACCGGCUGCUGGCGCCCCCUGUGGCUGUGCAGAGGGACUACACCAAGAAGGAGAAGCUGCUGAUGAUCUCACGCUCACACAACAACCUGAGCUUCGAACAUGACGACCUGCGGGGCAGCCAGCUGAAGAGGGGAAGCUCAGAGACCCGGUUCUGACCCGCUGGAGUUCUAGAACAUGGAACACGAGAACCCCAGACAUUCGAAAGGGGACCACAGUCAUGACUCAAUGUCUAAUAUGGAACACUAAAAUGUAACCUUAUACAAAAGAUAGUUACAACCUGGAUCUUAUAUUUACAUGGAUCAUUCUAACAGAACAUAGAAACCAUACCUUGCAAUGGAACUCUGUGAUGGAAUGUUGGAGCGUGAGGUUCUAGAAUGGCCCAAGUUGGUAGGCUGCAGGUAUCAAUAGGUUCUCUAUGUCCAAUAUGUUUGUCAGAUGGACACUCAGGUAGACUCACAAGUUUGAUGGGAGACAAGCCACAGAGGUCUUAAAGGUGUGUGUGUGUGUGUGUGUGUGUGUAUACCUGCGUGUGUGCAAGUGUGUGCAAGCAUUUGUGCAUCUGUGUGUGUGUAUAGAGAAAUGUGUGGGGGAGCUGAUGUGAAUUCACUAGCCCAUGUUGACAGUAGUUUCAGGAGCAGGUGAGGUGGGGCUCACAGCCCCUGGUGUCGUAUCAGUGUAUUUACCUGUCCUGUUGUUUUGUUCCAGGAUCGUGCAACAGGUAGUUGUUUGUUUUCAAUGCUCAGUGUACACUUUCGAAAGUUAGCUAGAUGUUUUGUUGCUUCAAAAAUAUUUAUUGUUCUCCAAACACACUGUUAUGUUUGGAAAGGCAAGAAAGGAGUCUAAAUGUACAUCUAAAUCGUUUCUCAGAAUAAAACCCAUUUUUUCAGUCAA